Trematosphaeria pertusa is the source of this 657-nucleotide messenger RNA. RefSeq lists its product as uncharacterized. NCBI's taxonomy places the organism in Eukaryota, Fungi, Ascomycota, Dothideomycetes, Pleosporales, Trematosphaeriaceae. The transcript is spliced from 2 exons. The coding region runs from base 1 to 657 and encodes 218 amino acids. The record is from RefSeq and is a predicted model, not a curated record.
AUGGGUGCUCCGGAAAGCGCCACGUCGCUGCCGUGGCCGGAGGAUUUGAAGUCUGCUUUAUCCGAGGGGAAGGUGGUUAUCCAUUUUGGAGGCAACGAUGUCUUACCAGAACGUCUCGGCGAAAUGCACCACCGGAUAUCGGCCGCUAUCACGGGCCGUGGCAACGAAAUGGUCUAUCACGAUUGGGAAGAAUUAUACAACGUUUCUUCCUCCUCUGCAACCGCGUUCCCGAAAAAGUUACGUCGGCAAUUUUCUGCCGCAGUGGUGGAUCGCGGGUAUUCGAUUCUUUUUCGAGAUCACGAUCGGUACCGAACUACGAUAUUGCCGAAAGACUACGCAGAACUAAGCAUACCAGUUCGGAUGCGCGGCUUCUACACUACAAUGAGAGCAUACAAGGGCUGGAGACACGUGGUACUUGUCUCCUCUCGAGUCACAACGGGCGGGGACAUUACAUUGACCGAAGAUGGCGUUACGGUGAAAUUCACGGUUAUUCCGAUACCGCCUGGGACUGUUCGGAAAGCCUAUUUGUACUGUCUUCUUUCGAGUUUCAUUCAGCCCUCACUUGAUCCUAGUUCCAAUGCGGAAAUUGUAAAGAUCAAGGCAUCGCUGAAAGAAAGGUACCCAGAGCAGUAUACCCAGUUCUCUGAGCUUGAAUGA